Durio zibethinus is the source of this 1283-nucleotide messenger RNA. RefSeq names its product putative methyltransferase At1g29790. Gene Ontology annotation, molecular function: methyltransferase activity. Lineage: Eukaryota; Viridiplantae; Streptophyta; Magnoliopsida; Malvales; Malvaceae. The record is from RefSeq and is a predicted model, not a curated record.
UAUUGCAUUGUAUCAAUUAGCUUCCUACUCUCUAUGGUUGCUUAUAUCUUAAUCUUCGACCGACCUAAUAAUACAGAAAAACGACACCAAUGGAUUCCUCUCCAAAACCCAAGUCUCUUUCCACUAAUCUUUACUUUCUUUUCCUCCUCUUGUCUACAAAUCUACUCACCUUGUUCCUAUCUUCCACUCUUUACUCUUCUUGCUCUCUCAGAUUUCUUACUUCAACCGCUGCAACCAAUGGCAGUGAUAUUGGAAUCAGUGUCUCAGAUUUGUCUAUGUCUGAACCCUCUCAACCAUUGCCACAAUCUGAUGAGUUCCUUAGGUUUGUUUCUGGACAGUCACUCCCAUUUGGGUUCAACACAAAUUUUGGUUCUGACACCAUGUAUUCUCCAGUGGGACGCGCCUGCACACUCUUCUCAGAUGAACUCCGACGUUACAUGACAUACAAAGUUAAUGGAUCAUGUCCGGACGACGAGCUGCUUGCCCAGAAGCUCCUCCUGAAGGGCUGCGAGCCACUGCCUCGUCGCCGUUGUCGCCCUGCUGCACCACAUCGAUACACCGAACCUUAUCCACUACCAACCAGCCUAUGGACAACACCACCCGAUUCAUCAGUUGUAUGGACAGCUUAUGCUUGCAAGAACUACAAUUGUCUGAUCAAUAGGAAGAGUAAGCAAAAGGGUUUUGACGAUUGCAAGGAUUGCUUUGAUCUUGAAGGUCGUGAGAGAAGUCGUUGGACUUCAAAGAGAAUUGAAAAUGGAUCACUUGACUUUGCUAUCGAUGAAGUGUUAGCGACAAGAAGACCAGGCACAAUCCGGAUCGGGCUUGACAUUGGUGGUGGAGUGGCUACCUUUGCUGUGAGAAUGAAAGAAAGAAACAUAACCAUUGUGACAACUUCCAUGAAUUUAAAUGGUCCAUUCAAUAAUUUCAUUGCCUCAAGAGGGGUUGUGCCUUUGUACCUUAGCAUUUCGCAGAGGCUCCCCUUUUUCGAUAACACAUUGGAUAUAGUGCACUCGAUGCACGUUUUGAGCAACUGGAUUCCAACAACGACGCUGCAGUUUUUGAUGUUUGAUAUAUACAGGGUGCUAAGGCCAGGAGGAUUGUUUUGGUUGGAUCAUUUCUUUUGUACUGGAGAGCAGCUGGAAGAGGUCUAUGCUCCUCUUAUUGAAAGCGUUGGAUUCAACAAGUUGAAGUGGGUGGUGGGCAGGAAGCUUGAUCGUGGACCGGAGCUCAGGGAGAUGUACGUUUCAGCUUUGCUGGAAAAGCCGCUGAACAACUCUUGGUGA